Aspergillus wentii DTO 134E9 is the source of this 665-nucleotide messenger RNA. RefSeq lists its product as uncharacterized. Bases 43 to 399 code for a protein of 118 amino acids. The record is from RefSeq and is a predicted model, not a curated record. The transcript has a single exon. NCBI's taxonomy places the organism in Eukaryota, Fungi, Ascomycota, Eurotiomycetes, Eurotiales, Aspergillaceae.
GCAAGCAAUCCAAUCGCAAUAGGAUCCUGGAUACAGUGUUAUAUGUUGUGGUCUGCCAGUGCAUCGCGACUGAAAACAGAAAACAGCACACUUUUCCGAGCCACGUGUAAGAUUCUCCCUCGUGGAGCUGAAAGCCAAAGCCAUAGAGCAAUUGCAGACAGAGCGAGAUUGCCGAACAGAUGGGGGAGAAGGUUAAGUUCGAUCCGUAUUGCUGUGUGUACAAGUGUUACUGUAUUGAUGUUUCUCCAAACUUAUGUAAGGACGCUCUCCGAACCUCGUGAGAAUUUAUGGUGCUGGCUUUCAAGAGGCGAGACGUGCUGUAGAUGCUUAAAAAAAGGGCGAUUCUACUGUAUUUGGGAUGAUUCAGUUUCAUCUACUGUCUCCAUCUCCGUUAUGUGAGUGCCUUUGAGUUGAUGUCAGUAGAAAGUGUAUAUCAUCUGUUAUUGUUACCAACCCCCAGUUCUUUGUGUUCUUGGUGAUACCGAAGAUAGGGCCCAUGCCAAAUACCUGAGUGCCGAGGGCGCAUUAUAGGGUGUCCUGCAAUUACUAUCAAGCUGGAAAUUUGAGUGAAUCAUAGGACUUAGCAGAUCUACCAAUGGAUGCAAAUGUGUUAGCUAUAAGGCAGAUUUCCAUGAAUGUAUGCCCCCUUGAGGAAUACUUGGUGG